UUCAUCGUCUACUUCUUCUUCUUCACCAACACUUUCGUUCUCCAGGAAAAUUUUAUUAUUAUUAUUCAGUCCCGAGUCCAAAAUUAGGGUUGGUGAUUUGCUUCUUCUGUUCAGAGUGUGAAGACGAUUUAGGAGCUUUGAGAAUUGAAGUACUUGUGUUCACUAACAAUGGUUGGUUCUGCUAUUGUUAUUUACUUGUCUGCUAUACUGGGUUGCGACGGACCAAAUCCGUGUCACAAAUGUGAUUGGAAAUGCGAGAAUGAGAAUAUUUGCGGGAAUAUGUACCGUUGCAAACUAACUGGGUUGAGUCACGUCUGUGACAAGAACUGCAACCAAAGGAUUUUGUAUGAUAACAAUAACUCUUUGUGCCGAGCUAGUGGCCUGAUAUUCCCGCUUUCUUCCGCUGAGGAGCAGGCGGUUAAAGGAGUUCGGAGGAAGCUUGAUGAUGAGAGUCAUGAACCUUCUGAAAGCUGCGUUAAGCGUCGUCGGCGUGAUGCGCAGUUUCGUCCUUCUCCUUUCGAGAGGUCUUUUGCUGCUGUGAGCCCAAUCUGCAGCCAAGUUGGAGAUGGAAUGGAGAUGAACUAGAUCUUUGUUGGUCUUUUUCUAUCUUUGUGAGAGGCUUAUAUUUUAUCUCACCUAGAAUAACUUCCUUUCUUUUUCGUUUCGGACAACUAUGGAAUAAGGGAUAAUAUUCAUGUGCUCGUCCAGAGAGACUAGGCCUAGCUCUUUGUUUGAAGAAGCACUUUAUCUUAGUAUUGUUGAACUCUAUGUAGUAGUAUUUUAACGUAGGAGAGACUUCAUAAUUCUGCUACUCUGUUCUUGUUUUCAUAUUAUUAGGUGAAGUAGAAUAACACGCUUUUUCACAUUUGCUUCAUCUUUCUAGUGCUAUUUGAUAUUCUCCUUGCGCAUGUUUAGUUUGUCCUUGCAGUGUCGAAGCAGCAUUUGUUUAGCUUUGUAUCUUUUCUUGGUUAGCCUCAACUGGAACAAGAUACCAUUGUUGAUUCCUGUAAGUUUUUUGCGACAGGGUUUUGGUCACAAUGCUGAAUAAGUCAGUGUAUGUUUCUACCAGGUUCUUCAAGACAAAUAUAUUUUCUGGUUUGUCAUCCUGUAGAAUAUUCCCCUUCAUCCUCUCAAUGAAGAAAUGAUUGUAACCUAUACUUUGUUCAAAAUCGGCUUCCUUCCUUUCCCUGAUGAUGAGCACUGGAACUCCUGAAAAAGUUUUUCUUUUUGUGCAGGUUUCACAAUCUUGCUAUGCAGGAGAGUUUAAUUGCCAUUAUUCUCUGUACAAUGAUUUGACUGUUAUGUUUCUCAUUUUUUCAGUGUUUGAGGAGUAAGUCUAACAUUUGGAAGCUUAAACCUUUAUUUGUAGGUCCAUCUUUGCUUGCGGUUAUUGGUUAAGUGAUGAUCAAGACAGAAGAAGAGGGUGGUAGUCAACCCGCGGACGAAAUGAUACCCAACGAGAAACAAACGUAGCAUAUUACAUGGUACAAUCUUUCUCAGACAUAAGAUUGCUGAUGAAGACAACUAAGUAUCUGAUAUCUUUACAUCAGUGGGACUGUGUGAAAGGAGAGAUAUUUCACUUUGAUGCUUCUUCUCAUCUUUUUCGCUUAAUGUCAUUUCCAAUUCCCCUUCAAUAGUUGGUGCUCUUCUUUGCAUUCCACUAACGAUGAUACUGGUUAGAGUGAACCGAGCUGCCACCGGAUCAUAAUCAGAAUCAAAACAGCAAUGUGUGGCUCCCCAAAACCAGCAUCAAGAUCCGAACCUAGGACCUUAAGAAUAUUUAUGGUGAAUCAUCAUCUAUCUUAUCUAUAAAUCUACAGAGUCCUUCAUCCACCUUCAGUGCUCUUGUUUUUAUUGUAACCACUAAGCUCAUCUAUUGAAACAAUAUAGAGUUUGGUUGAUAUAUGCAAACAAAUCAAAUUUCUAA
Capsella rubella is the source of this 1927-nucleotide messenger RNA. RefSeq lists its product as uncharacterized. Lineage: Eukaryota; Viridiplantae; Streptophyta; Magnoliopsida; Brassicales; Brassicaceae. The coding region runs from base 169 to 585 and encodes 138 amino acids. The transcript has 4 exons. The record is from RefSeq and is a predicted model, not a curated record.